AUGAGAAAUGUUGUAUUGAAGAAGGAGAUAAAGUUUCCUAAUGCAAAGGUGUUCAAAGUUGUUUUGAGGGAGUAUGCAAUUAAAAAACCCGUUGACAUAAAAUUCAAGCCAAAUGAGAGGAUCAAGAUAUCAGUUCACUACAAGAAUGAGUGGAGGCCAGAGGAGCUUCGGUUGGUCUUCAUUUCUGAUAGACAGAAGGAGCUUAUACCUGCAAUAGAGAUACUAUUCCCUGUUGUGGAACAAGAAAACAAGGGGUCUUGGAUAUGGUUUUUGGAAAUAUUUGUUGAUGAUAUAGGGAGGCCAGAUGAGCUUCGGUUGGUCUUCAUUUCUAAUAAGCAGAAGGGGCUUAUACCUGUAAUAGAGAUAUUGUUCCCUACUGUGGAGUAUAGAUACUGUGUGAAACACAUUUAUAACAAUUUCAAAGUUGAUCACAAGGGAUUGGAGCUAAAGGAUGCACUGUGGAGGUAUGCUGCUGCCACAACAGUAAGGGAGUUUGAGAGAGGCAUGCAGUACAUAAAGGAUUUGGAUGAAAAGACAUAUCAGUAUCUUGCAAACAUUGCACCUGUACAGUGGACAAGAUCACACUUCACUCCUAGGGCCUUAAUAAAUUGUUUGGUAAAUAACUUGAGAGAGUCUUUUAACUCAAUGAUAUUGAAGUCUAGGGACAAGCCUAUCUUGGUAAUGUUGGAGUGGAUUAGGGUUAGACUUAUGACUAGGCUUUACACAAAAAGGAAAGGGAUAAAGAAGUGUGCUGCAAAGUUGUGUCCAAGCAUACAAGAUGAGUUGGAGAAAUUGAAGCUUGAAAGUAAGCCAUUUAGUGCUACCCCAAUUGACAGUUUCCUUUAUGAGGUAGCUAGUCAGUAUGAGAGGCAUGUAGUUGAUUUUAUCAAGAAGACAUGUAACUGUAGAUCUUGGGAUUUAAAUGACAUUCCAUGCAAACAUGCCAUAACAGCCAUUUAUACAAACAUUGAGACACCAAAAGACUACACCCACCCAUGCUACCACAAAGAAACUUACAUAGAGAUAUACAAGGAGGUACUUCCUCCCAUGCUUGGCCAGUCAGAAUGGGCUGAGAUUGGACAAUUUGCUCCCCUAGCAUCUCACAUAUACAAACCACCAGGCAGGCCACCCAAGCAAAGAAAGAGGGCUCUUGAUGAGCCUCGGAACCCUUACAAAGCAAGUAGGCUGAACAGACUUGUAAGGUGUGGGAAAUGCAAAAAGGAAGGGCAUAACUCAAGAGGGUGCAAGGCUGGGAUCACUGGGGAGACACCAUAG
This is a messenger RNA of Quercus lobata, 1275 nucleotides long. RefSeq lists its product as uncharacterized. NCBI's taxonomy places the organism in Eukaryota, Viridiplantae, Streptophyta, Magnoliopsida, Fagales, Fagaceae. Bases 1 to 1275 code for a protein of 424 amino acids. The record is from RefSeq and is a predicted model, not a curated record. Gene Ontology annotation, molecular function: zinc ion binding. The transcript has 4 exons.